GAGAAAUGAAACAGAGAGAGAAAGUGACAGACACCAGCAGAAACAAAGAGUUAGUGUUGUUGUUGAGGUUGAGGUUGAGGUUGUAGUGAGAUUAGUGUUACAGCAGCAACGAUCCAUAGAGAAGAUUGAAAAGAUGAACACAGAUAUCACUGCUUCCACUAAACCAGAGUACCCGGUCGUUGAUCGCAACCCUCCUUUCUCUACUGUCGUCGGCAACUUCAAUACCCUCGAUUACCUUCGUUUCGUCACCAUCACCGGCGUUUCUGUUACCGUCGGAUACCUCUCCGGGAUUAAGCCUGGAAUCAAGGGACCUUCAAUGGUGACUGGUGGUUUGAUUGGUGUGAUGGGUGGAUUCAUGUAUGCUUACCAGAACUCUGCUGGUCGUAUCAUGGGAUUCUUUCCCAAUGAUGCUGAGGUAGCUCGUUUCAACAAAAAGUGAUCUUUUUCUUCUUCUUCUUCUUCUUCUUCUUCUGUUCUACAAAGAGAAACCUUUUUUUAUGAGUAAUUUAAUAAUCAGAUUUACUUCACUUCAAUAUUGUUGUUGUUAUUCUGAUGAUUUUUGAGGAUUCUCUGCGUCAAUUUGCUUUACAAGUUAGUUCAUUUUGACUUCCAUUUUUUAGAUAAACUUUUAGAGCAUACGUGUUAUGUCUUUAAAUAUACCACAGCUCCAUGAAUUCUCUGUUGUGUGCUUCUUACUAGUAAAUAGUAAUGGAACAAAUCUUGGGUUUGACCCAAUGUUGUUGAA
Messenger RNA from Cicer arietinum (chickpea), 745 nucleotides. RefSeq lists its product as uncharacterized. Gene Ontology annotation, cellular component: respiratory chain complex I. The record is from RefSeq and is a predicted model, not a curated record. NCBI's taxonomy places the organism in Eukaryota, Viridiplantae, Streptophyta, Magnoliopsida, Fabales, Fabaceae.